Molecule: messenger RNA, 1836 nt
Organism: Pestalotiopsis fici W106-1
Lineage: Eukaryota; Fungi; Ascomycota; Sordariomycetes; Amphisphaeriales; Sporocadaceae
Exons: 1
Coding region: 1-1836 (611 amino acids)
Biological process (GO): adenylate cyclase-activating G protein-coupled receptor signaling pathway
Cellular component (GO): plasma membrane
Molecular function (GO): G protein-coupled receptor activity
Source: RefSeq, a predicted model, not a curated record
AUGGCCACGCAGGAGGAGUGGGCGUUCCCACUCCUGGCAAUUCGAGAUGAUGAUGAUGGCGACCACCGUUCAAACAACACAAGCAACAUCACCGACAGCCAGGUCCUUGCUCUCGAGGCCGUCUCGGUGACAUUUGCGACCAUCAGCGUCUUUGCUGCCUUCAUUGCAUUCUACUGGUUCGUUCGGAUGCGAAGAAGCUUCAGGCAAGACCUGAUCAUGCUCCUCAUCCAGAGUGAUAUGAUGAAGGCCUUUUGGCUCAUGAUCAGCCCCAUCAUCUACUUCAUCGCGGGACCUGAGGGGCCCAUCAACUCAAACAGUGCAUUUUGUCAGAUAAGUGGCUUCUUUCUGACCACUGCCAUUGAGGCUUCUGAUAUUGCGGUACUCAUGAUUGCAAUACACUCGGCACUCUACAUCCUUCGAAUCCAAACACCUGGGGGUGAGACCGGACUACAUCCAUAUCGACGAUAUGCCUACAUCAUCUGGCUCGUGGUUCCCCUGGCCAUGGCAGCCGUCAUUCCCAUUACUGGCUCUCGCUUCGCAGACAAUGGGCCCUUUUGCUAUCUGCCAGGAUCUCCUGGCUGGUAUCGGAUCUACCUGAGCUGGGUUCCCCGAUACAUCAUUUUCGGCAUCAUAUUCUUUGUAUACGCAUUCCUCUACGUCUACGUUGCGUGGCGCUUCCGAAAACUGCGGCUGGAUCAGAAGCGUGCAAGCUUUCAGAGUAUGCCGUCGCCAAAGUCCCAACUGCAAAGGUUUGCAGCCGUUCCGCCAACUCCGCCUCUGACAUACAAUGGCCUGCUCGAUUUAUCGAAUGCACAAACCCCCAUGGAGAGACAGCGAGAAAGGCGAAAUUCCGCCACCUCUGAUGUGAGCACGCUCAAGUUGAACGAGCCCACAGUGCCUACGCCAACCCCAACGCCUACACCAGGGGCUCCACUGCCCCAAGAAGAACCACAAACCCCCGAGGCAGCAGGUACACUUUUGUGGAACUGGAUCAUGGCGGAUCACGACGGUGCCACAAAUUCUGCACCACGCCGCGAUGCCACGGGCUCAACCUUGCCCUCGCACUUGACCGAAGCUGUGGGAUCGCCAGAUAUGGAUGCGCCCACCCUGACGAGACCACCGCCAAUCGCGCAAAGGACUUCUUACCCAGCGACUAUUUCGAUGGCGCAGACCCCCAAACCACGCAUUCCACCUGGUCGGCAGUCAUUCGCAAAGCCCUUUUGGCAACGCCCUCUAUCGUUCGCGAGUGUGACAGUCACCAGUACUGCGCCCAGAUACUCUGGAAUGCUACAGCGAGAUACGCCAGAAAUCACCGAUGGAGGCGAAAGUUCGUAUCCCUCAUUGUACAGGCCACUAUCAGUGACCGAGGACUCGCUGCGAAAAUCUCGGGACAAGAUGAACCGUCAACUACGGCUUCUGUUUGUGUACCCGCUGAUUUAUAUAAUUGCCUGGGUCGCUCCGUUCGUAUCCCACGUCUACAAAUACCAAAAUCCUACGGGAGUUUCAGCACAACAGCCGUAUGGCGUGUUGGUCGCUAGCAUUGCUAGCCUUUGUUUCGGUGCAGCUGUUGACUGCAUUUUCUACAGCGCAUGGGAGAAGCCCUGGCGGUUUUCCCGUGUCGGCUUUUGGGAAGGUCUGGCGUUACGGUUGAGGAUCAUUCGCCGGCGACGGGUAGGAGGACGAUCGAGGGAAGAGCAGCGGCGAGACGCAUCGGCCGCAUUCGACAGGCGGAAUGUGGAGCAAGCGGAUCGACAGGCAGCAGCAGCAAUGCAAAAGGCCAGAACAUCGAGAACACCAAGAGAGUGGUGGGAUAUCGAGGAACAGAACUCGCAAUGA